GCCUGAUCAAAGACUCAGUCCGGAUGCCAUUUACACUGCUCAAAGUUCACUCUCGGGCCUUCGCCACGGCAAGUCUACUUUUCUUAUGCUUUUUACUCUCAGUAUCUGUUGUGUCCUCCAAGCCAGUUGAUUCGGUCGGACUUCUAACUCUGACGUCUUCCCCUAACACCACCAAAACCUUACCCAGUGCGCCUGCGCCAACCGAUGCACCAGAUCCGCCUUCCGAUGUUCGACUACUAUCAAAAGUAAAGGAUGCGGCCUCCAGAAUUAACGGUAUGAGCGUGUUCUGGAUUAUAGCGCCUUUGUCUGUGGCAUGCAUGACCCAUCCUAUCGGUUCUGCCUGCGGUCUUGAACCGGCCUACCGCCACCGAAUUCGAAUUGGCCCAUUCAUAUCGCUAUUCGAUACUUUACACCUUCUAUACGAGAUACACGGCUCCCACAAAAGUACGGGAGAUGCCAAUAACGCAGCCCAUAGAAUUCGAAACGCUAUACGGAAGGUAGUAGAAGUACGACUGAAGCGUAUCCGAACGGAAACGCACGGUGCCGCCCAAAACCCACAGGGUAAUCUUCAGGCCACGACUUUACUCUGUCGCUUUGAGAGCUGUCUCUUUAACACCCCGAUCAGGCACUUGGUCUCCCUGGUGUUGAUAGUGCAGUAUACGAAGAUUUGUGGCUUCCAUGGAAUUCCCAUGUCUUUCUCGCUGGCGACUGGAUAUUUUGCGUCAUGGAUCAUCAUGGAAAUAAUACUACUAGUUGGGGAUGGCCACGCUAAGACGGAGCCCCCCCAGGCGGCUCUCCCAAAGCCAGAUUCGAGCCCGGGACCAAUUAUCCCGAAACUAGUUGGGAGAGCAGUAUUUUUACUCCAAAGCAUCACGGUCCUCAUUGGGGUAUUCAUGUUGCUCUGGAAAGCACAGAGCGACUUCAAGUUUGCUCCAAAGCACGGAGAAACGGCCCCAAGCUUCGACCUCCGCUUCGCCUCGUUUUUACUCAUUUCAUCGUCGCUCAUGUACUACGCAGACAGCAUGCCCCUCUUCGUCGGAAUCUCCCUCAUGACAGGACUCUGUGUUUCAAAACGCGAAAAUCCGAGAGAAUUCUCCGAUCGUAUCGGCCUGUUCAUGGCCGCUGCCUACGUCUUCAUCAUCACCACCGUGUUCUACAGCAAUUGGGUUUUCGGCGCAGGUCAUCUUCCAUUCGUUGGCUACAUCACUUAUUUCUAUGUAUCUCGCUCGUUCCGGUGUGGGAAGGAAAGAAAGGAGAAGGGGAAGGGAUGUUUGGUUAUGACACAGCUCGAACCCGUGCUGAUUUUUGGUGGUUCGGCUUUAACAUAUGCCGGGGGAUUGCUUUUCUUUUAUGCUUUUGAUUUCGAUCCCGAGGGUACGUGGAGGGCUGGUUGGACGGAUAUUUUCCCUUGACGAAUGAAGAGAUGUAGAAUAGACGGGGUGUGAUCAAAAGCUAGGAUGCAAGCAAGAGAAGAGACUGUAUACCAGAACGCUUCUCUAUGAUGCUAUCCCCAGCGUGGGCCACCCCAUAUCUCUCCGGUUUGCGGUGCGAAAGAUGCAUGGGGAUAUCGCCAGGGGACACGAACCGGAGAGCCCCAAAGAUUUUAUUUUCUUUCUUUCACCACAAAUACAGGAGAUAGAUCAGUUAUCGGGAAUAAAUUCUAACUUCCGAGAUUUACA
Molecule: messenger RNA, 1679 nt
Organism: Tuber aestivum (summer truffle)
Lineage: Eukaryota; Fungi; Ascomycota; Pezizomycetes; Pezizales; Tuberaceae
Source: the annotation of a GenBank genome assembly